Mesitornis unicolor (brown roatelo) is the source of this 393-nucleotide messenger RNA. RefSeq names its product processing of precursor 5, ribonuclease P/MRP subunit (S. cerevisiae) (gene POP5). NCBI's taxonomy places the organism in Eukaryota, Metazoa, Chordata, Aves, Mesitornithiformes, Mesitornithidae. The transcript has 3 exons. The record is from RefSeq and is a predicted model, not a curated record. Gene Ontology annotation, cellular component: ribonuclease P complex. The coding region runs from base 1 to 393 and encodes 130 amino acids. Gene Ontology annotation, biological process: tRNA 5'-leader removal.
AUGAGGGGGCUCCUCCGGACCGGCCGGGCUCAUCGGUGCGUGUGUGUUCCCGCAGUGAAGUACCUGAACGCCUACACCGGGACCGUGCUGCUGCGGUGUCGCAAGGACGCCUACAGACUGCUCUGCUCCGCGCUGCCCUUUGUCAGGCAGCUGGAGAGCCGUGGCCAGGGCUACCCCUGCGCCCUCAACACUCUGCACGUCGGAGGUACCAUAAGAACAUGUCAGAAAUUCCUCAUUCAAUAUAAUAGAAGACAGCUGCUGAUGUUGUUGCAAAACUGUACCAAUGAAGGGGAAAGACAGUGUAUACAGAAGUCAUGGUUGAGCUGUUCCGUUGCAGAAGAGCAGUCUCUCAGUGGAGAUGAGGAAGAUGAUGAUGGCACAGAAACAGACUGA